CUCAUUCCUCUAAACAAGAUUCCUCUAUCUGCUCCAGUCUCCUGUUGCUUGUUUUGUGCCAUCUGUGAACUAAAUUCGGUUCAAAAUCGUCAUCGCCGUCGAAUGUCUAUAGCAUAUCAUCCAUUUUAAUAAAGUGCUUCAAUUUAUUUGUCUAUUAUUUUCUAUCGUGGUGUGUUUUCCCUUCUGUUUGGUGUUCUCAAAAGAAAACUCUUCUCUGCGACUGUUUUGUCUAGCUAGCUGCAAGAGCAAGUGUUCAAAGUGUAUCUCGUCGUCGUACUCGUAUCUAAACAAAUUAAACCAAAACUUCUAAACCACCACACUGUCACCAUCGGAGCUGAUAUAGUUCCUUGCCUCAUAGUCGGAGAACCUACAUUCUAUUAGAAAGGGGCAAUAGCAAUAUAAAAUAGAUAAGAUAACGAGAGCGAUAACGAAACGAAACAUCCAAAAAAGUAAAAUAGAAAGACAAACAAAUUAGAAUACAAAGAACACAUUUGUGUGCAACUAAAAAGAGGGGAAUUCGAUUUGGAAGACUUUUUUCGGGAGCGACGACGCGACACUUCGAAGCUAAGGCAACACCAUGAGCCAAUCAUGUCUACCAGUCAACGCGAAAAUGUCGAAGGCGAAAAAGGUUCUAGACGAAGCCCGUGAAACACAAAAUCGGGAAAUCGAUUUGGUGGAAAAGGGCAUUGCUUCCUUUGAAGAAAUGCCAGGAUUGUUGUCCAUGGCCAACAUAACUCGCCUCACUCUAAGUCACAAUAAACUUAGCACAGUACCAGCUGGCAUUGCCAAUCUAGCCAAUUUGGAAAUUCUAAAUUUCUCCAACAACGUUAUUCGUGAAUUGCCUGUUUCGUUGUCUUCGAUGCCAAAGCUAAGAAUUCUAAAUGUCUCCAUCAAUCGUUUGGACACACUGCCUCGUGGAUUUGGUGCUUUUCCAGUUCUCGAAGUACUCGAUUUAUCCUACAAUAAUUUAAAUGAACACCAAUUGCCAGGGAAUUUUUUCAUGAUGGAAACCCUACGUGCCCUGUAUUUGGGUGAUAAUGAUUUUGAAUUUAUACCCAAAGAAUUGGGUAAUUUAAAGAAUUUACAAAUUCUUGGUCUUCGGGAUAAUGAUUUAUUGGAAAUCCCAAGAGAAAUUGGUGAAUUGACAAGGCUAAGGGAAUUGCAUAUUCAGAAUAACCGAUUGACAAUUCUACCACCGGAAGUAGCACAACUAGAUUUGCUUGGCAAUAAGUCAGUUAUGAAGAUGGAAGAGAAUCCAUGGGUGCAACCAAUUGCCGAACAGUAUUUGUUGGGAAUUAGUCAUGUUAUUGAUUAUUUAAAGACGGAGACAUACAAGAUAUUGUAUAAUCGGCAUAUACAAAAUGGUCGUGGAGGACCAGUUCCACCAAAAGCAGACAAGAGCAAGAAAGCUUCCAGAGUACGAGGAUAGAACAAAAGAACACCUUUAAUACCCUUUUCCAUCACCUUAAGUUCUUGUGCCGUUGUUUUUAUAUGUUUUAUUUUUUAUUGUUAGAUAUCAAAUAAUAUGUUUAACAAAUAUUUUCUUAAUCGAAUUUACAAUAUUUUCUAACUAAUAAAUGUUUUUAAAUUAACAUUAUAUGUAAAAUAUAUUUUUGGUACACAAAAUGAGUAACUAAAAGAAUUGAUUUGUUCAAAAAAUACA
Messenger RNA from Eupeodes corollae, 1663 nucleotides. RefSeq names its product ras suppressor protein 1 (gene ics). The record is from RefSeq and is a predicted model, not a curated record. Lineage: Eukaryota; Metazoa; Arthropoda; Insecta; Diptera; Syrphidae. Gene Ontology annotation, molecular function: protein binding. The transcript has 3 exons. The coding region runs from base 578 to 1429 and encodes 283 amino acids.